Mangifera indica (mango) is the source of this 1937-nucleotide messenger RNA. RefSeq lists its product as uncharacterized. The transcript has 3 exons. The record is from RefSeq and is a predicted model, not a curated record. Lineage: Eukaryota; Viridiplantae; Streptophyta; Magnoliopsida; Sapindales; Anacardiaceae. Bases 356 to 1753 code for a protein of 465 amino acids.
CCAAACUUGAGAUUCAAAAACUGAAAGACCUCCAGGGGAAGAAGCAUCAAAGCUUCCACCCCCUUGAUAUCUUCGCCUUAAUUGCAAUCUACCUCUCACUUUCUUUCUUCUCCCAUAUAAAACCCUGCUCUCUUCUCUUAAUUUCUAUUGCUUGCUGUUUUGCAAUGAAAAGCUGCUACCUUUCUGUUACAUAUUAAUUCAUUUUCACCUUAAAUGCUCUUCUUAUCUUUCUAUAUUUCGUUUCAUGAUACAUAUUUUCAAACAGAUACUCAGAAUCUCACUCUGAGCUUUUUCUUUAUUACUUCAAACCAUCAACUUCUUUCGAAUUCUUCUCCUUCUCUGAUCUUUCAAGAUAAUGGCUAUCGUUUCCGAUCAAAAGCUGAGGAAGAGUUUUUCCGAAGAAAGAAGGCUUUUGAUGCUUAAAGAUUAUCUUCUAGAUGAUCUGAGUUCUUGUUCAUCCAACGGCUUCAAAUCAUUUCCACGUCGACAAUGCUGCACGACCGUCAGAUUUCUCCUCGAGGUCGAUCUUAACACCAAACAUUCACAUUCACAGAAAUACAACGCUAAGCCGUCGUUUCUUCGAAGAAGUCGUUCAAAGGCUACUUCCACAACCAUCUCUGCUCUUCACAGAGCUUCAGAGGUUCUGCGUAACGCCGUUAAGCAAAUUCCGUUUCCUACCGUUAAGUCUCCUUCACAGUCGUCCACACAACAAAAACGCAAAAAAGGACUUCUCCCCAGAAGUUUUUCACGUAAGCUGUUGAAAAGAAGCUUUUGGAGAAAAGCAGCUGAUAAAGAAGAACAUACAAUCAAACGGUGGAAAGUGUUCCAAGAGUUCCUAGAAGAAAAACACCAACCGUCCAAUGAAAACUCCCAUCAACCCUCCACAACAACUUUAACUUCCCACAGGGUUUCAACAAGUACCAGCAGUAAGAGUAAUAGUGCCAGCUGGACAGAGAGUGAUUUCGCAAUUUUACGGUCAACAAGCGGUAAUUCUGAGAUAUCAACUUUAAACGACGUCGAAGACAGUAAAGUAAAGAGAGUGAUCAGCAGCAGAGUUGGCGUAAUCGUCGGAGGGGAUUCCAUCACCAACUGUGAUGAAGAUAACACAAAGGAAUGGCCAAUUGAGGAAGAGAAGGAACAAUUCAGUCCAGUGUCUGUGCUUGAUUGUCCAUUUGAAGAUGAUAAAGAUAGUAGCUCUCCUUCUUCUCCUUUCCAAAAUAGACUUGCCCGCAUGGAAGGAACUAAACAAAAGCUUAUGCAAAAGAUCAGAUGCUUUGAAACUCUGGCUCAUUUGGAACCGCUGGACUUAGAGAAGAGAAUCGCUUUCUCAGAACUCGAGGAUGAAACUGGUGAAUCUCCGUUUCAAUCUUGCUCGUUGUUUGAUGAUGAAACGGAGAAGAAAGUGAGCAAACUACUUAAGGAGGUAAGAUCAUCGACUCAGUCAGAUAGUUUAAUGUGCAAGGCAGAGAAUCUACUUUCACACUUUUUCAGAGAAAAGAUUGAAGAAGAAAAUGCAAGAGUGGAUUGGAAAGAGUUGUUGAAGGUGGCACAAAAUUGGAUUAAUGGAGAAUCCCAAGAAUUGUUGAUGGGGUGGGAGGUUGAAAGUGGAAGAAAAGUUUAUGUUAAAGAAAUGGAGAAAAAUGGGAGGUUUAGGAAUGCUGAGGAGGAAAAAGAAGAGGUGGGUCUGGAUUUGGAGGUUCAGAUUUUCACUACUUUAGUGAAUGAGUUAGUUCUUGAUAUCUUCAUGCAGUGAUCAUGUCAACUUUGUUGACCGAUUGUGGAUUAUUAUUUUUGUUUUCUUUUAUUUUAAUUAUUCUCUCAGGUUAGAAGUUGUCACCAAGCUUAUCUUUAGUUAUGAGAGCAAGAAAUCUUUCGAAGUUGGUAAUAUAUUCUCUUGAAUAACCAAAAAGGAAUAACAUCCUCUGCUUCUGAUCUCA